UUUCAGUACCAAAAGCGGUAACCCCGAGCUACACUCGGGCUUACCAUGCGGCGCUGCAUAGGAAGUCCCUGCAGCACUUACCUUGUCCUUCGCUCCCGCGAUGUCCCCCCUGCAGUAUCCCUGGCCACCUCCUCCGCCUCCUGUGUUCCGGUCCCUGUGACGUCGGGACGUACGGGCGCCGCCGGCGGCGGCGGGAAAUUUGAAAAUUUAAAAAAAAUGUCAUUUUUUUCAAAACGAUUUUACAUAUGCUUUGUCCUGUCCCCUGCCUGCAUUUUGAUUGUUCUUUCU
Molecule: messenger RNA, 288 nt
Organism: Staurois parvus
Lineage: Eukaryota; Metazoa; Chordata; Amphibia; Anura; Ranidae
Source: the annotation of a GenBank genome assembly